CACUCAGUGCACACGAAGCAACAUGUAGUCUCAAGAGGUUUGUGUCAACUGCCAUCAGACCAGUUUGGAAUGAACUCCGGUAAUUUGUAAGCAGUCUUGCGAUUUUCAUUUCUUCUUGCCUCUGGUUUCAACCUAUGGUGCAUUUAAUAGACACAGGUAAGUGUGUUUACUGCACAAACGAUGGAAAGGUGUGUCAAAGAGAUGAUUCGAGAAUGAUGUAGGAGUUUAUAACUUGUUGAACACCCAAACAUUGAAAAUAAAUUCCCCACAUCAAACAUGUCUGCUACGCAGGAUAACAUGACGUGUGCAGUGUGCAGAGAAGUUUACACAUCACCGAGGUUCCUGCCCUGUCAUCACACCUUCUGUCUACCGUGUCUUGAGGAGCUGGCAAAGAGACAUGGAGACACCAUCCCGUGUCCUACCUGUAGAGCUCCUGCUACUGUACCGCCAGGUGGUGUGUGUGAUCUACAAGUCAACUUCUACUUCACUGACGAAGCUCUGGAGCAGGCGCGCAGGGAGGCAAGAUCCUCCAUGUGUCCUGCCCACCCUAACGAAGUUGCCUUAUUGUACUGUAAACAGUGUAAACAAGCUGUUUGUCUACGCUGUAAACUGACUAAACACGAGGGACACGUCACCGAAGAACUGUCAGAGACCGCUGCUCGUUGUAAGAAAUCCAUUGAAGAAAAAAUUUAUUGUCUUAUGGACACCAUCAAACAAGAGAAAAAUAAGUUGGAAUCUUGUAAAGAAAAUGAAAAGCGAGCCCAAGAAAAGCAAGGUGCAAUAAAGGAACAGAUUCAAGUCCGGUAUGACAUCAUUGUGGCCAUGGCGGGAAAAUAUCGGGAUGAAGCUUUGCAAAAUCUCCAGGACACCUCCGAUGAUUUGCAGAAAGAGCUGGGUGCUGACACACAGCGAGUACAGGGUGAGCUCAGUUCACUUCUCCAGCUUCUCAACCGCGCUCAACACGCGCUGACCUCGGCCUGUGACACGGAGGUGCUGCAGGUGGAGAGAGAGAUGGAGCAGCAAGAAGGAUGCGACAAAGAGCGGAGGAAGCUGGAAGCUGUACAUUCUGACCAGAGUUACCGCCCUGUACUCCAUAGUGACUUCACCAACGACAUCGAAGAUUGCAUACAGACCUUCAUCGGGACACCAGUCAAACUGAAGUUUCCCGUUGACAAAACCAUAGAAAUCAUUCGGGACGGUCGAUGUGGGGAUGGAGAAUGUCAAGAAGUGCAUGCUCUGAGACAGAGGGAGGACAGAAGUGUCGACGUUUAUUAUGGGGGAGCAGGAGGGGACUACUCUAGAGAGAAAUGCGCGGUUUUGAGCUGCAAUGGUUCUAUAGACAUUGGAAAAGAAUACGGGAAGCGGGUGUCGUGUGUUUCACAUAAAAACCAAAUUUGGACAUGGAACAACUCAUCCUGUAACCUUGGUUCUAAGAGCAAAAGAAUGUUUUCUUUCAUUCAGAAUUGCGCAACAGGUAGGUGUUAUAUAUGUUCACUAAAGAUAAAACAAGAAAAUGGAAAAGAAGCAUAUCUGGCAGGUAUUCCUUUAAUUUAUCCAAAGGUAUCCAGAGCACACAACUUUGAUUCUAACAGUGAUGGGACUUUCUUUGCUUUGGUAGACGAGGAUGAAGAUGAGAACUCAAAUGAUGAAUCAAAAGAGAAACAUGAGAAGAAAGUAGAUAACCGGUGUUCCCGUGUUGUCCGUCUCUAUUCUAACAAAUCUGGAGAACCUAUUGGGACAUAUACAACAGAGAACUUCUUUCCCACAGACGUCUGCUUCUGUAGCAGUGAUGUGCUGCUGAUUGCUGAUUGGAUGAACGACUGUGUGCACGUGACCAAAGUAUCUGACAGUGGCAUCGAGUUCAUAGACUACCUGCCGGGCAGUGGUGACAUGGUGCGGCCCACAGCUCUGAACCUUGACCUCGAUGGUCAACUGCUGAUUGGGUGUGGUGAUGGAUGGGUCCUUAGAGUACCUACAGAUAUUUGUCAGCUGUUUAGCGACCGACAGCCCCGUCAGUAAGUCAAGUGUUGAGUCAGUAUAGGAAUUAUUUAUUUUUAUAAGGCGCAAAGAAAGCUGAAAAAAAUCAUUAAUAACCUUAUUAAUAUAUAUUUUUUUAGCAACGAGUUUUCGCUGAUUUGUGAUUGGAUCAACUACUCGUAACGCAAAUACCAAUGACCUGAAGUUGAUAGACAGUGACAAUAUAACAUAAGCAGUGACAACAUUAUUCAGCUCUGAUUUCAGCCAUGAAGGACAUCUGUUCACUGAAAGUAAUGAUUUUAAUAUUUCACUUUGAAAUAUUCGACAUAAAGUGAGACAACUUCCGCGACCGAGGAUCGAUCCGUUGACGCUUCCUGCACUACACGAGUGAUGUAAAUAUUUACCAACUGGUUAACAAAGGUGUCCAUGGCAGGAUAAAUAAUAAUGCUUUAUUAAUCAUACUUUAUUAAUACACACAGCAAAGCUUUGUGUGAAAAAUAAUAAAGAAAAAAGAUAAUUAUUAAUUGGAAAAACAGAAUAAGAGAAAAUUCAGAUAAAAGAGGUGUUUCCAAAACUUAUAUCCGCGCUUCAGCCAUCACAGUGUAAAAGCUGCAAAGCUACAGAGGAGCAGCAUCCAUCAAGAGAUCAAAUGAUGGGAUAAGGGGAGGCAAUGUCCUUUAUCGUAACACUCUUACAUCAAUCCUUGUUUGUUGUGACAUCAUGUGAAUAUGAAAGAUAAAUUAAGGAUACUGAUAGCUAGCGGUUCAGAAUACAGAUUGAAAGUGUGAAAAGGUCGCCCAACGAUCAUUUGAAAAGACUUGUGGAUGUCCUGGACAAUCUUCUAGGGAGAGACCCAAAUGUAUUCUUUGUUAAUUGACAUCAAUGUUGCUGGCUACGUUGACUAGUAAGUAAAAGGACAAGUUGGUCAUUGACUAUGUUUAUUACAAAGUUAUAACAGUCAGUGAUGUGAUUGGCUGCUAAAGAGUCGUUAUAACCAGGUGUUUAUAAAAAGGAAGGCAAUGAUUUGGUUAUAUUCACCAAGGAGCAGGGGCUAAAAGCCAGUGUCUAUAUUUCAAUAAUCAGUUUACCCCUGGUGAACCUAAUUUUUGUUUCUUUUGGAUUCCCCGUCAUGUAAUAGAAGAAGCAGAACUGAAGAGUUUAAAAUCUUACUCAAUUUCACUCACUCAGUGUAAAGUUUGUAACCAACCACAUUCGAAUCCCACAUACAUAAUGUUUAUUAUGUCUCAGCUGUGUAUAAUUAACUGAUAGACUUGACUUCAAACGAUAAUUUUAUCUUACCGAGCACAUUCUAGAACAAUGCAAUUAAUAUCACACACUAAAGUAGUUGACGGACUUUAUUUUCUAAAAUGGUUGACAACAAACUGUGGAAAUCAGAAACAUAAUAUCAAGUAUCUUACAAGCCAUCUAUCUCAUGCUCUGGAAGUAAACAUGCUAAAGUUAAUGUCACAUUACAAGACAGGUUCUACAGUCUCGAUAUCUUCAUUCUCAUAAAAAUUAGUGAUGUGCCUUAUAAAGAAGAAUGAAUUUCACGAUUUGAUUUAAUGUUUACAAUUUCUUGAAAAUGUCGAAUUGUGUAACUUGCCUGUGUAUUUUUUAAAAAGCUGAUGAUUGUUCGCAGGAAGAUUGACACAUCUGAUGUUUAAAUGUGCUAUAUGUAUGCUGUUUAAAUACUGUACAUACAUUCAUGUUUCAAUUAUAUUUCAAUAACUUUUGUACCGCUUGUUGCUACAUUAUACUUAAUAAUACGAUUACCUCUGAAA
Molecule: messenger RNA, 3758 nt
Organism: Pomacea canaliculata
Lineage: Eukaryota; Metazoa; Mollusca; Gastropoda; Architaenioglossa; Ampullariidae
Product: tripartite motif-containing protein 2-like
Exons: 3
Coding region: 277-2019 (580 amino acids)
Biological process (GO): positive regulation of DNA-templated transcription
Cellular component (GO): chromatin; nucleoplasm
Molecular function (GO): zinc ion binding; ubiquitin-protein transferase activity
Source: RefSeq, a predicted model, not a curated record